AUGUUCACCAAAACAGCCAUAGCUCUCUCCCUUGUGGCGAUCGCUGCGGCAGGUGUAGUACAGCUGGGGCAUGGAUAUGGAGGAGACUCCUAUGGCCACGAAUCCGCUGGUUAUGCCCCAGUUGCCCAGCUAGCGUACGAGGGCCACGCUGAUCAACACGUUGAUUAUCACGCUCAUCCCAAAUACGACUACUCCUACUCGGUUUCGGACCCUCACACCGGUGACCACAAGACCCAGCACGAAGCUCGCGAUGGUGACGUUGUGAAGGGAGAAUACUCGCUGCUCCAGCCCGACGGCUCUUUCCGCAAAGUUACCUAUACUGCUGACGACCACUCAGGUUUCAACGCAAUCGUGCACAACACCGCGCCCGCUCACCAAGAGUACCACCAC
This is a messenger RNA of Iphiclides podalirius (scarce swallowtail), 390 nucleotides long. Lineage: Eukaryota; Metazoa; Arthropoda; Insecta; Lepidoptera; Papilionidae. The record is from the annotation of a GenBank genome assembly.